Messenger RNA from Aspergillus ibericus CBS 121593, 1137 nucleotides. RefSeq lists its product as uncharacterized. NCBI's taxonomy places the organism in Eukaryota, Fungi, Ascomycota, Eurotiomycetes, Eurotiales, Aspergillaceae. The record is from RefSeq and is a predicted model, not a curated record. The coding region runs from base 85 to 1137 and encodes 350 amino acids. The transcript is spliced from 3 exons.
GGCAAGAUACUCCGGCUCAUUCUCUGAGCCAUUAAAGACUGCCGUCACUGCCGUCAGCAGAUCUCUCCCACUCUACUUCCAGCGAUGCAUUCCUGGCUGCCUCUUCUCAUCGCUGCCCUAACAACAGGGCAGUACAUCACCACGAUCGACCCCACCCCCGUCACCUACCCCGUGGACGUGAACUUCACCGGGGACUCCUCAGACCUAUCCGACCUCACCGCCCCCAAGCUCGAAGCCAUCAACCAAACCGUCUUCGAAUGGUGGUACUUUGACGCCAUCUCCUCCUCCAACCCUAACGUCUCCGUGGUAUUGACCUUUUUCACCACCACCGCGACCGCCUUCCCCCUCGUACCCCCCAACUCAUCCUCCGUACUACUAACCUACGUCUGGGCCACGCUUCCCGACGGCACCACCGUGGUCGACAAGGCCGUACCCAACGACGCCGCCGUCCUCGGCGAACAGAACCAAACCUCGGGCAUCUGGGAAAGUACGGGUGGUUGGAUCGGACGAACGACGGGGUAUGAUGCGUGGAUGGGAUGGGAGGGAUCGCGCGUGAGUGGACGGAUUCAGUUGGAUACCUCUUCUGCUCCGCUGUCCCCCUGCUCGACGCCCACGCAGUUCGAUCUGUCGUUGGCAUUAGGGCCGGAUUUGGGCUGGGUGAGUCUCGUUCCGGGGUCUCGUGCGGUCGUGGAUUUGUUGGUCGAUGGCCAUCCGCUGCAGUUUACGGGGGUUGGGUAUCAUGAUAAGAACUGGGGUAGUCGACCCUUUCAAUCCCUGGUGGCCUCGUGGUCUUGGGGCCAUGCGCACGUCGGACCGUACUCGCUUGUGUGGAUGCAGUAUACCCGGCCGGGGUCUAACUCGAGUGUCCCCAUUGCGAGUGCCUACGUGGCCAAGGACGGACAGGUGAUGCAGUCGGGGUGUGAGGCGGGGAUCGUGGCGAUUCAGCAGCGCCGUACAGCCACCAGUUACGGCGUGGAGGUCGUGAUGCCGGGGGUCCGGCUGCGGGUGCAGGGCACCGCGCAGGUCGCCGGCGAUGGCCAGCAUUACUUUCGCUGGAACGGGGGGGUCUCGGGGGAGAUCUUCGGGGAGAGAGUAGAGGGAGGUGUUGCCGUGUUUGAGGCAUUCGAGUUUGAGUAG